Messenger RNA from Vicugna pacos (alpaca), 421 nucleotides. The record is from RefSeq and is a predicted model, not a curated record. Lineage: Eukaryota; Metazoa; Chordata; Mammalia; Artiodactyla; Camelidae.
CGCAGGUGAUGGAGCUGAUGCGGCUGGUGGAGGGCCUGGUGAGGGACCACGGCGGCGCCCCCUAUACCAAUGAUGUGUACAGCCUGGCGCAGGCCCUGGGGGGCGCUGGCCCCGAGGAGAGGCUCCACAAGGUGGCGGAGACAGUGGCCACCCGCGCGCAGAAGCAGCAGAAACUCUGGCUGUUGGCCUGGCUGUGGGCGUGGCCACAGAUGCUGGGGACCCAGUGUAACAGGAGCGUGGCCGGUCUGUGGGAUGCCACGGUCCAGUUAUUCAAGCGCUUCUGCAAACACUGGCUGCAGGCCUCGACGGUGUGAACUUGAAUCUUGUAGGUAAGUUGGCAAGACAGAAACUGCUUAGAGCUCAAGGGGAACUUCAGAGGAAUCUGAGUUCUCAAGUACUGUGGUGAACACUUUUAAAAUAA